AUGUCUCUUCCUCUCGCCGGCAAGGUCGCUCUCAUCACUGGUGGCUCCAAGGGCAUCGGUGCUCAGGCAGCUCUCCGCCUCGCAAGAGACGGUGCCAAGGUCGUUGUCAACUACUCCAGCGACUCCAAGGCCGCCGACGACAUUGUCAACCAGAUUGGUGGUGGUAAUGCACUCGCAGUCAAGGCCAACGCCGCCAAUGUGACUGAAAUUGAGGGUCUCGUCAAGCAAACCGUCGCCAAGUUUGGAAAGAUCGAUAUCCUCAUCCCCAACGCCGGUAUCUUGCCCAUGAAGACUCUCGAGCAAACCACCGAGCAAGACUUCGACAACACCUUCGGCCUCAACGUCAAGGGCCCCUACUUCCUGGUGCAAAAGGCCGUCCCUUUCAUGAACCCCGGCGGCAGAAUCAUCCUCGUCUCCACCACCCUGACCGGUCUCUCGCCCAUCACCCCCAACUACCUCCUAUACGUCAGCACCAAGGGCUCCAUUGAGCAGAUGGCGCGUGUCAUGGCAAAGGACCUCGCCAGCAAGGGCAUCAACGUCAACGCCGUCGCUCCUGGCCCGACCGGCACCGACCUCUUCCUCAAGGGCAAGCCCGACGCCAUCAUCGAGAAGCUCGCCGCCGCCAGCCCUUACAACCGUCUCGGAAAGCCAGACGAAAUUGCCGACACCAUGGCAUUCCUGUCUGGCAACGACUCCCGCUGGAUCACGGGCCAGACCCUACGCAUCAACGGCGGUGCCGUCUAA
Molecule: messenger RNA, 744 nt
Organism: Pseudovirgaria hyperparasitica
Lineage: Eukaryota; Fungi; Ascomycota; Dothideomycetes; Acrospermales; Acrospermaceae
Product: short chain dehydrogenase
Exons: 1
Coding region: 1-744 (247 amino acids)
Molecular function (GO): oxidoreductase activity
Source: RefSeq, a predicted model, not a curated record